This is a messenger RNA of Akanthomyces muscarius, 2382 nucleotides long. RefSeq lists its product as uncharacterized. Bases 1 to 2382 code for a protein of 793 amino acids. Lineage: Eukaryota; Fungi; Ascomycota; Sordariomycetes; Hypocreales; Cordycipitaceae. The record is from RefSeq and is a predicted model, not a curated record. The transcript has 8 exons. Gene Ontology annotation, biological process: transmembrane transport. Gene Ontology annotation, molecular function: S-adenosylmethionine-dependent methyltransferase activity; transmembrane transporter activity.
AUGGACGAGACCACCCCUCUGCUGCUGCGGAACCAGUCGCACGCGCUGUCGCGGCGGCGGCUCCUCGCCGUCUUCCCAGCGCUGGCGCUCAUCCAGUUCAUCUCGUUCCUGGACCAGACGGCCGUGUCGACGAGCCUGCCGGCCAUUGCCUCUGCGCUCGACACCGGCUCGUCCAUCUCGCUCGUCGGCGCGAGCUUCCUCAUCACGAGCACCGGCAUCCAGCUCAUCAACGGGCGGCUGUCGGACAUUUUCGGGCGGAAAGCCGCGCUCGUGACGGCGCUGAGCAUCAUGGGCGCGGGCAACCUCUGGAGCGGCUUCUGCGCCUCGCCGCUGCAGCUCUUCGUCUCGCGCGCGGCGACGGGCUUUGGCGCGGGCGCGAUCAACGCCCUCGUGCAGAUUGCCAUUGCGGACAUUACCACGCUGGAGCAGCGCGGGUACUACUUUGGCAUGGUGGGCAUGGCCGUGGCGUUUGGCAACGGCCUGGGGCCGGUGGUCGGCGGCGUCUUGACGCAGACGUUUGGCUGGCGCUGGGCGUUUUGGUUCGUCUGCCCGCUGUGCCUCGUUGCGAUUGGGUAUCUGGCAUCGGUGUGGCCGUCUCUACAGAGAAGUCCAGACGAUGCCAAGAUUCAGAGCAGGUUAAAGUUGAUUGACUGGCCAGGUGCAGUGGUCAGCCUGGCGGGCAUUUCGUUGAUACUUAUCCCCAUCUCGCUGGGCGGCUCAAGAUUGCCUUGGAACUCACCAGUCACUAUAGGCAUGCUGUGUUCCGGCGUCGCCCUUCUCGGCAUCUUCCUGAUAAUCGAAUGGCGCUUCGCCAAGCUCCCUCUACUGCCGGCGCAACUAUUUCGAUACGGACGCUCAACGAACAUUUUAAUUGGUACCAACCUCAUUAUCGGAUGGAUUUACUGGGGCAAUUUGUUUUUGAUGCCUCUAUAUUUGCAGAACGUCCAAGGUGCUAGUCCCGCUCGUGCUGGAACCUUGAUGUUGCCUAUGGUCGUGGCCCAUGGGCUUACAUCGGCUCUGACUGGCAUCAUUAUAUCAGCUACUGGUCACUACAAGCCAGUCAUUGUCUUUGGGUCAUUUUGCUGGGUAUUUGCCGCUGUUGGAAAGCUAUCCUUCACCCAGACAUCGGAAGUUUGGAAGGUAGCGGUCGUUGGUGUCUUGGACGGAGUCGGGGUCGGCUGUUCUCUCCAGCCUGUCCUUGUUGGACUGCUCGCAGGUUCUGACACCGAAAAUCGGGCGGUUCUGACAGGUCUUCGAAAUUUUGUUCGCGAUUUGGGCGGUGCCAGCGGCACUACAGUUUCUGGAACGAUUUUAAGCAAUUUGCUGUUCACACAGCUACGACACCGAUAUAGCGCAGAACUGAUCGCCAAGCUGACAUCUUCUACUUUUGCGUUGAAAGACCUGGGCUUAACCGAGUCGGAGAGACACAUGAUCUCGGGAGCGUACAUGAACAGUCUGAGUGUGAUAUAUGUCACGUUUGCAGCGCUUGCUGCGAUCCAUCUAUGCCUCUGUUUGUGUAUUGAAGACUACGGCUUGAAGCAAAAGCAGAAGCAGAGAGUUGCGGCACCAAAUAUCACCGAGGACAAACCUGCCGUGACCAUGCCGCGACCGCAGCCUACUCGUCUGAACAGCCUCUUCGCGCCGCUGAUGCUACUUUGGCCCGCCAUCUCGAUUCAUUGGGCCGCCUUCAAGGAAGCUUUUCGCACGCGUGGAUUCGCAGCUAUCUGGAAUCCGACCCAGCAGCUCGACUUGGGUGUCGCCAACCUCUUGAUCGAAACUUCGGAGGGCUUCAUCGAGUACGAAAGCACAACUGUUGUCCCAUCACUUGUCAAGCAGUCCAAGGGCAAGAUUCUCGAGCUCGGCCCUGGCCCGGGCAACCAAAUCCACCGAUUUGACCCUGAGCUUGUUGAAUUCAUUCACGCCAUUGACCCGAACCCCCACUUCAAGGAUGACAUUGCCAAGAAGCUGCAAAACAGCGAACUCGAGUCCCGCUACAAGUUUCUCGCCUGCGCUGUCGAGGACAGCGACACUCUGCGGGCAGAGGGGGUGACAGAGGGCAGCAUGGACACCAUCCUGAGCAUUCAGGUGAUGUGCGCUGUCAAUGAUCCUCGCCCCAUCAUGAAAGAAAUCUGGAAACUACUGAAACCUGGUGGCCAAUUCAUUUUUUGGGAGCAUGGCAAGAGCAAGGACACCGUCACCUCCAUCGCACAGACGCUGUGGAAUCCUGCAUGGAGCACCUUUGUGGGCUGCCAUGUCAACAGAGACAUUCGGGGCGCCAUUCUGGCCGCAGGAGAGUGGGAGGGCCUUGAGAACAUUGAGGAGACGGAUGAUCACCUCACGUUUCUGCCCAGAGUUUGGGGCGUCUUGGUGAAGAAAGCUUAG